Cladophialophora yegresii CBS 114405 is the source of this 1107-nucleotide messenger RNA. RefSeq lists its product as uncharacterized. The coding region runs from base 1 to 1107 and encodes 368 amino acids. Lineage: Eukaryota; Fungi; Ascomycota; Eurotiomycetes; Chaetothyriales; Herpotrichiellaceae. The transcript has a single exon. The record is from RefSeq and is a predicted model, not a curated record.
AUGUCCUCACGCCACCAAACAUCUUAUAUCGCGGUGAUAGGAGGUACUGGAGCCCAGGGCAUACCCGUUGUCCGCGGCCUAGUCAAGGACAAGAAGUACAAAUGUCGGGUCCUGACACGGAACCUGGGUUCGCAGCGGGCCAAAGAUCUCGUGGCCAUGGGCAACGUUGAGCUUAUGGAGGGCACUUUUGCGAGUGAACCAGAUCUUCGAAAGCUCUACCAAGGCUGUGACGGAGCGUUCAUCAACAUCGACGGCUUCAACUGCGGCGAGAAGACCGAGAUCUUCUGGGCAAUCAGGAGUUACGAGCUUGCGCUUGAGGCUGGGAUCAAAUUCUACGUCUACGGAAAUCUCGACUACGUCUACAAGAAGUCGGGAUACGACCCAAACUUCCGCUGUGGGCAUUACGACGGGAAAGGCAGGAUCGGCGAGUGGGUGCUCGCACAAAACCAGGUCAACAGCGCUCGCAUGGGUGUGUCUGUGUUCACCACCGGCCCGUACAUCGAGAUGGCGAUAGCCGGUCUGGCCGCCUUCACCCCUACGGUCAUCGACGGUAUUGUCACAUGGCGGUUCCCACUCGGCGACGGAGCUGUGGUGCACGUUUCCCUCGAUGACUGCGAGCACUAUGUCCGGUGGAUUUUCGAUCACCCAGAGAGAUCCAACGGCAUGGACCUUGAAGUCGCUAUCGACCAUAUCCAGUACGCCGAUCUGGCGGCCGCGUUCCAGAAGGUGACUGGGAAGCCGGCCAAGUAUGUCGACGUCGACCUUGACACCUUCUGGAACACGGGACGCAAUAAGCAGCUUGCCAAUACUGGGGGAGGCUUCAAUUCAGAUCCCACUGACCCGUCCUUCAUGACCUACAGACAGAACUUCACUGGGUUCUUCAACAUGUGGAAGCAUUCUGCCGGCAACAAGGGUGUUAUUCGUCGAGAUUACAAGCUGCUGGAUGAGAUUCAUCCCAACAGGAUCAAGAGCGCCGAAGAGUUCUUCAGACGAGAAGAUGAGCGAGGGAGGAAGCUAGGGCUUGGAAGUCUUUGGGAUCGCGUCCAGAAAGACAAUCUCAAACCAAUCCUCAAGAUUGGUGAGGAUAGGCGCCAAGGCAAGCUGUAG